AUGGGAAAACGGAAGAUCGAUAUUGAGCUGUUAGAAAACGAAAAAAAGAAGAAUGUGACGUUCUCCAAGAGACGCAAGGGUCUCUUUUACAAAGCUUCAGAACUCGGGAAUCUCUGCAACGUACAAACCGCCAUUGUGGUCUUCUCUCCGGCUGGGAAUCCUUUUACGUUCACUUCAAAAGGUUCGUCUGCGGACAUUGUUAUACAACGUUACCUAGAGAAGUAUGAACCAGCCGAAAUUGUGAAGGAGGAUGGUGGCUUUUGGUGGGACACAGUAGAUGUUGACAAAUACUGUUCCAUGGAGGGUUUUCUGUCUCUGAAGAACCGUUUGGAGCGGCUCAAGGAGAAUAUCUUCUGUCGAUUGACCAAUAUGACUGUGUCAUUUUCAUCACAUGAAAUGGGUAAUAUUUUUGAAGAUCUUCCCAAUUGCUGCAACACAUUACCGGAGCUGUCUUCUUUCUCAUCUUCAUACCAAGAAAUGGAUGAUAUCUUUGAAGCUCUUCCCGAAGUCAAGGAGAAUAUCUGCAGCCAACAUGAGUUAUCUUCUUCAUUUUCGGACCAAGAUUUAAGUGAUUUCUUCUCUGAUCUUCCUGAUUUCUGUGUUUGA
This is a messenger RNA of Telopea speciosissima, 606 nucleotides long. RefSeq names its product floral homeotic protein APETALA 1-like. The coding region runs from base 1 to 606 and encodes 201 amino acids. The record is from RefSeq and is a predicted model, not a curated record. The transcript has a single exon. Gene Ontology annotation, molecular function: protein dimerization activity; DNA-binding transcription factor activity, RNA polymerase II-specific; RNA polymerase II cis-regulatory region sequence-specific DNA binding. NCBI's taxonomy places the organism in Eukaryota, Viridiplantae, Streptophyta, Magnoliopsida, Proteales, Proteaceae. Gene Ontology annotation, biological process: positive regulation of transcription by RNA polymerase II.